UUGUGGACCAAUCUCUGCGCGCGGCGGUGACAUAAUGGAAAUGUUAGACCCGAAUCUCCCAGAAUCUAGCCCGGACUGAGACCGAGAGAGAACCUGCGGCCGGAGGACCAGACCAGGACACCAGCGCAGAUCAACACUCCGCUCUGUACCACGGUCAGAUGCCCGCCUGGUCCUGGAUGUGACACGGACAUGGAGCCCUUGUUCCCGGGUGUGUCUCCUCGGCUCUCGGUGGUAAAGAAGGACAUUCCCGGAGCUUUGGAGCAGGAGCAGACACAACUCAAGCCCGGUUCUGAGUCCGCGGAGCUCGGCUUGAUGAAGCUGGCUACUCCGGACAUUGAGCGGCUGCUCGUGGCGCCCUUCCUGUGCCCCAAGCCCGCGGAGGCAGAGCAGGAGUUCGCGGAAGGCUUUGUCAAAGCUCUGGAGGACCUCCACAAACAGAACCAGCUGGAGUCCGUGCACGCGGAAAGACUGGAGCUGAUGCACGCGGACCUGCCCGUGUACACUACACUCAACGGGUACGGGCACGCGCUCAGCUAUCCCACGGACCCCGCACCUUUCCCCCCGCCGUCCCACGUGAACCCGCAGCCCGCCGCCGCUCUGCGCCUCAAGGACGAGCCGCAGACGGUGCCAGACGCACAGAGCUUUGGAGACAGUCCGCCGCUGUCGCCCAUUGACAUGGACAACCAGGAGCGCAUCAAGGCGGAGCGGAAGAAGCUGCGCAACCGCAUCGCCGCCUCCAAGUGCCGCAAACGUAAACUGGAGCGUAUCUCACGGCUCGAGGACAAAGUAAAGACACUAAAAACACAGAACACUGAGCUGGCGUCCACCGCGAGCGUCCUGCGCGAGCAGGUGGCACAGCUCAAACAGAAGGUCAUGAGUCACGUGAGCAGUGGGUGCCAGUUGCUGCCCAAUCAGGUGCAGGCUUAUUAGUGCCAUUACCUCUUCCCCAGGACACUAGAGUGAGUGUGUGAGGGCGGUGGACUGAUGGAGCAGAGGAGCAGAGGCUCCAGCUCACACUGCGCCUGUUUGGCCCUGAGGAGAUGUUCUUCUUUGUACAGGACAUGUCUUAAGAGUCUGCAGCAGAAUUCACAGAUCAGUGUUGAACAGGACUCACUGUUCCGCUCCUCCUCCUCAUCUGGACGAUAAGGCUCCACUUUCAGCGGGACACGUGAUGGACUCAUUUGGACAAACAGUGUUUGACCUUUGACCUAUCCAACCAAAGUUGAUCACUGUGGAAUAUCACCUGACCGCUGACACUCACAACGGCCUGGAUCAGGGCUCAAACACAUGCUCCUAAAAAUGCCUCAGUGGAACUUUAAAGCCAUAAGAGUCUCCAUAGAGACGCAGAGCUGCUGUGGAGACUCAAACCAAAAGUGCAACCAAAGCCACUGUGCCAAGUGUAUGACCCGAUUGUUUACAAGCACUUCUUUACUAAUAUAAAACUAUAUAUUACAAUGUUUUAUUUGACAUAUUUUAUUGACCUGCCUCUUUGCAUGUUUCAUAUCUUUUGUAUAUACCUCUGCUUAUCUACAUGUUUGUUAUUGUUUAUUAAAUUAUCACUAAAGCUGUU
Molecule: messenger RNA, 1570 nt
Organism: Boleophthalmus pectinirostris (great blue-spotted mudskipper)
Lineage: Eukaryota; Metazoa; Chordata; Actinopteri; Gobiiformes; Gobiidae
Product: transcription factor JunD-like
Exons: 2
Coding region: 190-930 (246 amino acids)
Biological process (GO): regulation of cell cycle; regulation of cell population proliferation; regulation of transcription by RNA polymerase II
Cellular component (GO): transcription regulator complex
Molecular function (GO): RNA polymerase II cis-regulatory region sequence-specific DNA binding; DNA-binding transcription factor activity, RNA polymerase II-specific; transcription factor binding
Source: RefSeq, a predicted model, not a curated record